CUCUAUCAGAAUGAUCAGUCUAUUUAUACAACAGAGGUCACGGCCGGCGAAUGAAAAUUCAAUUUAGCGAGCUUUUAUUCAAAACAUUGCAGUUAUUAACAUGGAUGUAUCGACGUUAUAUGAAUUCACAGAUGCAUUUGAGGUAACGAACAACGUAAAGCAAACAUUCGACGAAUAUGGAUAUGUAGUUAUCAGGUAAAUAUACAUAAACCUACUUAAUAAGGUGGAACUGGAAAAGCUCAAAGGAACAUUGGAAGGCGACAAUGCCAGAGCGAAAUAUGGUUUUGCAAGGGAUGAUGGGAUGGGAAAGAAGGCGAAGUAUCUGUGUUGGAAUCACCCUGGUAAUGACGUCACUGGUUUGCUUGCGAGAAGUGAAAAAGUAGCGGGAACAUUUGAAAAGUUACUUGGAGGGGAGCUGUAUCACUACCAUACUAAACUAAUCAUGAAGGACGCUUUCGAGGGAGGAGCACACAAUUGGCACCAGGAUUAUGGAUAUUGGUACCAUAACGGGUGUAUAAAGCCGGAUAUGGGCUCAGUAUUUAUUGCAGUAGACAAGGCGGAUCAAACAAAUGGAUGUUUAAAGAUAGUUCCCAAGUCUCAUAAACUCGGAAGAAUUGAUCAUAUCGCAGUUGGGGACGAAGUUGGGGCUGACCCAGAGCGCGUCUCUCAGAUUCUACCUGUUCUUCCAUUGGUUCAUGCCGAACUCGAGGCUGGUGAUGCUGUCUUUUUUCACUCAAAUGUUCUACACAGAAGUGAGCAAAACUCUAGCCCAAAUAGGAGAUGGGCGUUCAUAAUAGCAUACAACAGGGCAGAUAAUAAUCCAGUCAAGGUUCACCAUCAUCCACAAUAUACACCCCUCAACAAGGUGCCAAAUUCAGCAUUAUUGAACUGCGACGAAGUGGCAAACGAUGAAGGAAAAGAUUUCUUCUUGGGGCAAUCUAAUGAAAACAAAUCUCUUAAGGAGAGGACUGUUGAUUAGGGUAGAAAAAUACGACUUUGCGACCAGUCUGUGUAUGACGUCAGAACUGUGCGUUCGGUAAAGCCAAACAUGCAUUAAUGGCGCAAAAUUCAACUUACUCCAUGAAGCCCCAAACUUAAGCUUCAUUUACUGUAUUAAAAACACCUCUCUUAUCCAAAUAAUAAAUAGAUUGGAAGUUUAAAGAGGUAAAAAAUGACAUAGUACCAAAGAAAUAUAUUGCAUCAAAAGUUAGAGAAACAAAAAAGAUAUUGUGGUGUCAACCACACUAUGGAUGAUUCUAUAGAGAGGUUUGAACAUCUCACGAUGUAGGGUGCUUAAUAUGCCCCACCUUAAAUGUAACGGAACAUCCUUUAGAAAAACAC
Molecule: messenger RNA, 1341 nt
Organism: Owenia fusiformis
Lineage: Eukaryota; Metazoa; Annelida; Polychaeta; Sabellida; Oweniidae
Source: the annotation of a GenBank genome assembly